Molecule: messenger RNA, 2737 nt
Organism: Populus trichocarpa (black cottonwood)
Lineage: Eukaryota; Viridiplantae; Streptophyta; Magnoliopsida; Malpighiales; Salicaceae
Product: BTB/POZ domain and ankyrin repeat-containing protein NPR1
Exons: 4
Coding region: 644-2422 (592 amino acids)
Biological process (GO): regulation of jasmonic acid mediated signaling pathway; defense response to fungus; regulation of salicylic acid mediated signaling pathway
Cellular component (GO): nucleus
Molecular function (GO): protein binding
Source: RefSeq, a predicted model, not a curated record
UGUUAAUUAUUGCAAACACCCCCAACAACAAUAGUCUUUUCUAAACUCGCCUCAUGUGCACUCGUUUCCCUGUCAAUUUAUUCACUUGUCAAUUUAUUCACUGCUAAGUAAAUUUGCAAGUCAACUAUAAGGUCUCCGAUAACCUCUGCUUUUCAUCUCAAGCUGCUUCUUUAUCGUUUUUUAAAUAAAUCAAAGUCUGUCUUCUUCACAAGCAGUAAUCUUUUCUGCCUUUUUUUUUCCUUCGAGUUUUUGCUCUUUCAGGGCUUGAUUCUAUCUGUGUUUUGCUUCGUUUUGAUGUUUAUGUCUUUGUUUUGCAAGUUUUGGGAUUUUUCAAGCGAGGAAACUUGGUGUGAUUAGUUCCUUUGGUUGCUGUCCUCAUUUUCCCCAGCUCUUGACCGUAUCUGUUCUGUUUUGUUAUCUGGGUUUUCUUUGAUAACAAUUGUUUUCUUUUUUCAAUUACGAAAUCCUGGUUUUAUGAUUCCUGUCUGAUUAAAGAUGACUAUCAAUUUAUGGCCAUUACAGUGAACAAUAUUCUCAUGUGGCCAUUCCUUUAAAUCUGAUACUUAUUAUACUGUCAAUUCAAUGUUUCUUGAUGAGUUUAAGUGCUUGUUGGGCUUAACUAGAGACAUUUAGAUCCAAAAUCAUGGAAAGUGCCAAUGAAAUGACAUCUUCUUUGAGUUUCGCUUCAUCUUCGUACUUAUCAAAUGGGUCUAGUAUCCACCACGUAUCAGCCUCAAAUGUUCCUGAGCCUGGUGUAAACCUUGAAAACUUGAGCUUAAACAAGCUUAGUGGCAAUCUUGAAAGGCUAUUACUUGAUAAGGAGUAUGAUUACAGCGAUGCAGAGAUUUUUGUCGAGGGCACCCCUGUUGGUGUCCAUCGGUGUGUAUUGGCUGCCCGUAGUCAGUUCUUUCAUGAGCUUUUUAAGAAGGGAAAUAACAAUUCGACGAAUGGAGAUAAACCCAGGUACCUCAUGUCUGAUUUGGUGCCUUAUGGUGGGGUUGGAUAUGAAGCCUUUCAUGUUUUCUUGCAUUAUUUGUACACUGGAAAGCUUAAGCCAUCUCCGCCAGAAGUGUCACGAUGUGUUGAUGAUGCUUGUGCCCAUGAUGUUUGCCGCCCUGCUAUUAAUUAUGUAGUGGAAUUGAUGUGUGCCUCUGCCACUUUUCAGAUGAAAGAGCUUGUUUUGCUUUUUCAGCGGCGUCUCCUGAACUUUAUUGAGAAGGCUCUUGUUGAAGAUGUAAUCCCAAUUCUUAUGGCUGCUUUCCACUACCAGCUAGACCAGCUCCUCUCUCACUGCAUCGAAAGACUUGUAAGAUCAGAUCUUGAUAGCACAUGCAUAGAUAAAGAGCUCCCUGAUGAAAUUUCAAGUAAAAUUAAAUUACUUCGCAAAAAAUCUCUGCCAGAAGCUGAAAGUAGUGUUGAAGAGGUGGACCCCAUACUUGAAAAGAGUUUCAGGAGAAUCCACAAGGCAUUGGAUUCAGACGAUGUUGAACUGGUGGAGCUUCUCUUGAGUGAAUCUAAUUUAACUUUGGAUGAUGCUUAUGCUCUCCAUUAUGCUGUUGCCUACUGUGAUCCUAAGAUCGUCAAGGAAGUUCUUAGUUUAGGCUCGGCUGAUCUCAAUCUCAGGAACUCCAGAGGAUAUUCAGUGCUUCAUGUUGCUGCAAGGCGCAAGGAGCCAUCAAUCAUAAUGGCACUACUAACUAGGGGCGCCAGUGCAUCAGAAACUACAUUGGAUGGACAAAAUGCAGUUGCAAUUUGUCGUAGGUUGACUAGGCCAAAGGAUUAUAAUGAAAACACCAAGCAAGGUCAGGAAUCUAACAAAGACAGGAUAUGCAUUGAUGUACUGGAGACAGAUAUGCGAAGAAGGAAUUCAAUGUCUGCAAACGUCUCAACACUGUCGCCAUCGGUAGCUGAUGAUUUGAGCAUGAAGCUGGACUACCUGGAAAAUAGAGUGGCUUUUGCACGAUUGCUGUUUCCUGCUGAGGCCAGGCUAGCCAUGGACUCUGCAAAUGCAAAUUCAACCUCAAUGUACACUGGCCUUUUGGCAUCAAAAUCAAAAGGCUCAAGUGGGGACUUAAGGGAGGUUGAUUUGAAUGAGACACCCACUGUUCAAGCCAAACGACUCCAGUCGAGACUACAAGCACUGCAUAAAACAGUGGAGACAGGUCGGCACUAUUUCCCUCAUUGCUCGAAAGUGGUUGACAAGUUUCUGGAUGAUGAUAUGCCUGAUGCACUCUUCCUUGAUAAGGGUACUCCAGAAGAGCAGAAAACCAAGAAGAUGCGCUUCACGGAACUUAAAGACGAUGUGCAGAAGGCGUUUUACAAGGACAUGGAGAACAACAACAGAUCUGCCCGCUCAUCAUCUUCUUCGUCCUCAUCUUCUCCAAAAAGCGGUGUAACAUACAAGGCUAGGAGAAAGUUCUAAAACUUGUGUUCCCUGUUCUUCUUUCCUUCCAAGCAAGACUGUAAGAUUCUUACGAGUCUUUUUUUGAAGGGCAUUCGUCAUCAAUAUUGUUGACAUCCAAGGUUAUUUGUAUAGAGUAAUGCUAAACAUAACGGUUUUUUUUGUCAUCUUUUCUUAAUAUUUAGCAUUACUCGUUGGUAUAAUAACAUAAGAUUGAUAGCAUCCCUAAAAGAAGUUAUGCGGAUUUUCUUCUGAAUGUAAUAUAUCUCGAAGUCACUGGCUUGUGAAAUUGAUUUAUUGUGAGAUUUGUAUUAUAGUGUAUGGUAUUUUUUAAAA